AUGGAAGGCGAGGGGCAUGAUGGGAUUGAAGGCGAGGGGCAUGAUGGGAUUGAAGGCGAGGGGCAUGAUGGGAUUGAAGGCGAGGGGCAUGAUGGGAUUGAAGGCGAGGGGCAUGAUGGGAUUGAAGGCGAGGGGCAUGAUGGGAUUGAAGGCGAGGGGCAUGAUGGGAUUGAAGGCGAGGGGCAUGAUGGGAUUGAAGGCGAGGGGCAUGAUGGGAUUGAAGGCGAGGGGCAUGAUGGGAUUGAAGGCGAGGGGCAUGAUGGGAUUGAAGGCGAGGGGCAUGAUGGGAUUGAAGGCGAGGGGCAUGAUGGGAUUGAAGGCGAGGGGCAUGAUGGGAUUGAAGGCGAGGGGCAUGAUGGGAUUGAAGGCGAGGGGCAUGAUGGGAUUGAAGGCGAGGGGCAUGAUGGGAUUGAAGGCGAGGGGCAUGAUGGGAUUGAAGGCGAGGGGCAUGAUGGGAUGGAAGGCGAGGGGCAUGAUGGGAUGGAAGGCGAGGGGCAUGAUGGGAUUGAAGGCGAGGGGCAUGAUGGGAUUGAAGGCGAGGGGCAUGAUGGGAUUGAAGGCGAGGGGCAUGAUGGGAUUGAAGGCGAGGGGCAUGAUGGGAUUGAAGGCGAGGGGCAUGAUGGGAUUGAAGGCGAGGGGCAUGAUGGGAUUGAAGGCGAGGGGCAUGAUGGGAUUGAAGGCGAGGGGCAUGAUGGGAUUGAAGGCGAGGGGCAUGAUGGGAUUGAAGGCGAGGGGCAUGAUGGGAUUGAAGGCGAGGGGCAUGAUGGGAUUGAAGGCGAGGGGCAUGAUGGGAUUGAAGGCGAGGGGCAUGAUGGGAUUGAAGGCGAGGGGCAUGAUGGGAUUGAAGGCGAGGGGCAUGAUGGGAUUGAAGGCGAGGGGCAUGAUGGGAUUGAAGGCGAGGGGCAUGAUGGGAUUGAAGGCGAGGGGCAUGAUGGGAUUGAAGGCGAGGGGCAUGAUGGGAUUGAAGGCGAGGGGCAUGAUGGGAUGGAAGGCGAGGGGCAUGAUGGGAUGGAAGGCGAGGGGCAUGAUGGGAUUGAAGGCGAGGGGCAUGAUGGGAUGGAAGGCGAGGGGCAUGAUGGGAUUGAAGGCGAGGGGCAUGAUGGGAUUGAAGGCGAGGGGCAUGAUGGGAUUGAAGGCGAGGGGCAUGAUGGGAUUGAAGGCGAGGGGCAUGAUGGGAUUGAAGGCGAGGGGCAUGAUGGGAUUGAAGGCGAGGGGCAUGAUGGGAUUGAAGGCGAGGGGCAUGAUGGGAUUGAAGGCGAGGGGCAUGAUGGGAUUGAAGGCGAGGGGCAUGAUGGGAUUGAAGGCGAGGGGCAUGAUGGGAUUGAAGGCGAGGGGCAUGAUGGGAUUGAAGGCGAGGGGCAUGAUGGGAUUGAAGGCGAGGGGCAUGAUGGGAUUGAAGGCGAGGGGCAUGAUGGGAUUGAAGGCGAGGGGCAUGAUGGGAUUGAAGGCGAGGGGCAUGAUGGGAUUGAAGGCGAGGGGCAUGACAAGUAG
Messenger RNA from Closterium sp. Yama58-4, 1491 nucleotides. The record is from the annotation of a GenBank genome assembly. NCBI's taxonomy places the organism in Eukaryota, Viridiplantae, Streptophyta, Zygnematophyceae, Desmidiales, Closteriaceae.